Strongylus vulgaris is the source of this 381-nucleotide messenger RNA. The record is from the annotation of a GenBank genome assembly. Lineage: Eukaryota; Metazoa; Nematoda; Chromadorea; Rhabditida; Strongylidae.
AUGUUAACAAUGAAAGACUACAAAAUAGUCAAUGGAAUGUCGAACAAAUACUGGGGUUGGGGUCUGGAAGACGAUGAGUUUUUCCUUAGGAUAAGGGAUGGAGAUCUAAAUCUCACCCGUGUUACGAAUCUCUCCACUGAUCGCUCAAACACAUUUCUUCAUGUGCAUGGUGUGGAACGCAAGCGAGAUUACGCUGUUGUUACAAAAGAUCAAAAGGCGAUGAAGAGAAAGAGAGAUUAUGUAUCCGGAUUGAACAGCGUGCGCUAUAACAUCACAGCACGGCGAACUCUCACAUUUGGAAAUGCUCGGGUACAUGUGAUUGAUGUAAGUCUGCACUGCGACAUGAAAUGGACUCCUUACUGCAAACUUCCUAAACGAUAG